This is a messenger RNA of Fundulus heteroclitus (mummichog), 3747 nucleotides long. It is a transcript of the gene scube1, whose product is annotated as signal peptide, CUB domain, EGF-like 1. NCBI's taxonomy places the organism in Eukaryota, Metazoa, Chordata, Actinopteri, Cyprinodontiformes, Fundulidae. The record is from RefSeq and is a predicted model, not a curated record. Gene Ontology annotation, molecular function: calcium ion binding. Gene Ontology annotation, cellular component: cell surface. The transcript is spliced from 23 exons. Bases 76 to 3084 code for a protein of 1002 amino acids. Gene Ontology annotation, biological process: signal transduction.
CACACACACAAGCGGCCAGUCCAGGUUUGAAGCCCCUCAGAGAAGCCCCGCUGGAUCCUCACAUCGCCUGUCAGCAUGGGGAGCGCUUGUUUUUCCCGGGACGUUUGUUUGUUUAUCCUCCUCAUAAAUACUUGCAGGGUGAUGGGGAAUGUCGGACUCGCAGAUGCAGACGAGUGCUCAGACGGUUCGGACGACUGCCACAUUGAUGCCCUCUGCCAGAACACGCCCAAGUCCUACAACUGCAUCUGCAAGCCGGGCUACACAGGGGAUGGGAAGCAGUGCGAGGACGUGGACGAAUGUACGAAUGACUACAACGGCGGCUGUGUCCAUGAAUGCAUCAACAUACCAGGGAACUACAGGUGCACCUGCUACGACGGUUUCAUGCUGGCCCACGAUGGACACAACUGUUUAGAUGUGGACGAGUGUCUGGACAACAACGGAGGAUGCCAACAAGUGUGCGUGAACACAAUGGGAAGCUACGAGUGUCAGUGUACAGAGGGCUUCUUCCUCAGCGACAACCAGCACACCUGCAUUCACCGCUCCGAUGAUGGAAUGAACUGCAUGAACAAAGACCACGGCUGUGCUCACAUCUGCCGAGAAGCUCCCUUCAAAAGCGGGGUGUCAUGCGAGUGCCGACCUGGUUUUGAGUUGGCCAAAAACCAGAAAGACUGUACAUUGACUUGUAAUUAUGGAAAUGGAGGUUGCCAGCACACAUGUGAAGACACGGAUACAGGGCCGGUUUGUGGCUGCCACCAAAAGUAUGCCUUGCAUUCAGACAGCAAGACCUGCAUCGAGAAAGAUGAGGCUGCAAUUGAGAGCUCUGAGUUCAAUGCCACGUCAGUAGCUGAUGUGGACAAGCGGGUGAAACGGCGGCUACAUAUGGAGAGCUGUGCUGUAAACAACGGCGGCUGCGACAGGACCUGCAAAGACACAGCCACAGGGGUACGCUGCAGCUGUCCAGUGGGGUUCACCCUGCAGCCUGAUGGCAAAACCUGCAAAGAUAUCGACGAAUGCGAGGAGAACAACGGAGGCUGUGACCACUUCUGCCGAAACACGGUGGGCUCCUUCGAGUGCAGCUGCCAGAAAGGAUUCAAACUUCUCACAGAUGAACGGACAUGCAAAGAUACUGAUGAGUGCUCCUUUGAGAGGACCUGUGACCACACCUGCGUUAACUACCCCGGCAGCUUUGAGUGCGUGUGCAACAAGGGAUACAUCCUCUACGGCCAGACACACUGUGGAGAUGUUGAUGAGUGUAGCAUCAACAAUGGAAGCUGCGAGCAUGGCUGCAUAAACACACAGGGUAGCUACGAGUGUGUUUGUCCCGCCGGACAGAAACUCCACUGGAACAAGAAAGACUGCAUCGAGGCUGUGAAAUGUCUACCGAAUGGAAAGCCUGCGCCGCGAGCCCAGCUGAUCUGCACUAAGAGCGGAGGCGCAGAAGUCUGCUCGCUCUCAUGUCCCUCCAAUGCUCUCUUUCUUGCAGACUCAGAGAACUACACACUAAGCUGUGGCGUGCCCAUCCAGCCUGACCCGUUGGCCCCGCCCAUCAAGCAGAAGGCCAAGUUUAAGAUUAAAGAUGCCAAGUGUCACCUGAGCCCGCGCAGCAAGGAGAAGCAUAGAGAUUCGUCCAAGCAGAACAUCCAAGGAAGCCAGUUUCCCUGCACCGACGACUGCCAGGUAACGUUCGUCAACUUCAAGUGUGACUCGUCAAAGAAACGCCGCAGAGGGCGCAAGUCUCCAAUGAAAGAGGUUUCCCUCAUCACGGCAGAGUUUGAAAUGGAGAUGAAGGAAGAGGAAGCCUCAGACUCCUGCAACGUUGACUGCGUGCGGGAGAAGAUGAAGCUGAAGCUCCAGAGCGCCAUGCGGACCCUGAGGAAGUCCAUCAACAAGCAGCAGUUCUACAUCCAGUUCUCUGGGACCGAGUACGAAGUGGCCCAGAAACCGUCCAGGACUUCAGAGGGAGCCGAGACCUGCAGCACGGGUCAAGUCUUCCAAGAUGGGAAGUGUGUGAGUUGCGGCGCAGGGACGUUUUACAGUGGAGAGCAGGAGCAGUGUGUUCAGUGUCCUCCGGGAACGUACCAAGACAUGGAGGGUCAGCUGUCCUGUGAGCCAUGUCCAAGUACUGAAGGUCAGGGCAUCGCUGGUGCCAAGAAUGUGUCUCAGUGUGGAGGUCAGUGUCCCGCAGGUCAGUAUUCCACUGAUGGCUUCCGGCCAUGCCAGCCCUGUCCUCUGGGGUCCUACCAGCCAGAACCAGGCCGGGUUCUUUGCUUCCCAUGUGGAGGAGGCCUCAUGACCAAAUAUGAAGGUUCUGUCACCUUCAGGGACUGUGAGGCCAAAGUACACUGUGCUCCUGGACACUAUUACAACUCCAGUACCCACCGCUGCAUCCGCUGCCCACCAGGGACAUACCAGUCUGAGUUUGGCCAGAACUACUGCAUCAACUGCCCCGGGAACACCACCACUGACUUUGAUGGUGCCACCAAUGUGUCCCACUGCAAAAACCAGCUGUGUGGAGGGGAAGUGGGAGAAUACACCGGCUACAUUGAGUCUCCCAACUACCCUGGAGAUUAUCCCUCAAAUGUGGACUGUGUCUGGUCUAUAAACCCACCACACAAAAGACGAAUCCUCAUCGUGGUGCCAGAGAUCUUCCUUCCCAUUGAAGAUGAGUGUGGAGAUGUGCUUGUCAUGAGAAAGAGUGCGGUGCCCACCUCCAUCACAACCUACGAGACAUGUCAGACCUAUGAGCGACCAAUAGCCUUUACCUCUCGCUCUCGCAGACUUUGGAUCCAGUUUAAGUCUAACGAGGGGAACAGUGGCAAAGGCUUCCAAGUCCCAUAUGUCACCUAUGACGAGGACUACCAGCAGUUGAUAGAGGACAUAGUGCGAGAUGGUAGACUUUAUGCAUCUGAGAACCACCAGGAGAUACUCAAGGACAAGAAGUUAAUAAAAGCCCUGUUUGACGUACUCGCCCAUCCCCAGAAUUACUUUAAGUACACAAGCGCAGAGUCCAAAGAGAUGUUCCCUCGCUCGUUCAUCAAGCUGCUGCGGUCCAAAGUGACCAGGUUCCUGCGACCAUACAGCUAGACUGAAAACCUUCUUGCACUUUCUUGUUAGACCCUUGUGAUCCUGCAUCGUUUCAGAUCCACCAGCCUACACGUAACACUGAAUCCCUGAUCACCGUCUGCCCCCUGUUCAGGAUUUUGCCCGUUUUGUGGCUGAAAAGCCUAAUUUUCUGUAUCUGCCCUCAGCCUCUGUUGUCACAUGAUGCCUUUCAACGUCUUGAACACAAAACUUUAAGCCCCACCCUUUGUGGUAACUGUUCACCUAAACAUGCAAAGUUUGACAAAUAUAGGUUUCUGAGGCCAGUUAUUGUUAUGUUGCGGAAAUCUCCAUUAGUAUUUCAUUUUGUAAAAGACAUGUUUCUAUUAUAUCAGCAAAGAGAGUUAUAACCCUAAAUACACCAAUAUAAAAACAUCUAUAGUUUUAAAGAAUGCCCUACAGAUGGAAAGCACAGUGUUAAUGAUGUUAAAUGUUUUGAUAGAUUAGUGUACUCAACAGCUAAUCCUACUAAUUGAUCUUUAGUCCCUAGAUGCUGUCAACAUCUUUGUAUGACUUAAAGUAAAAACUGGUGAUUCCUUUAUACAUUUAUUUUAGAUCAAUGCUUGACAUAACAGAAUUUGAUCCAAACUAACAGUUAACUACAAUAACUGUCCAAUAGAAAUUACCCUUUACACCAAUUAACUGGAU